GCCCCCAGGAUCCAGGGGACAGUGCAUCCCUGGGCACUGUGGCUGUGAGGGGGCAGGGGCCACCCCGGUCCACGCUGCCCUGAGGCCGGACUCGCUGUGCCGUAGAUGCGGCUGCUGGACGGCUCGGUGAGCGUGGGCGGAAGCCAGGCCUACGUCCCCCAGCAGGCCUGGACUAUCGAGGGCAGCAUCAUGGAGAAUAUCCUCAUGGGGAGCCAGCUGGACAAGGCCCGGUACCUCCAGGUGCUCCGCUGCUGCUCCCUGAACCGGGCCCUGGAAAUUCUGCCCUUCGGAGACCUGACGGAGAUCAGGGAGCGGGGCCUCAACCUCUCCGGGGGGCAGGAGCAGAGGAUCAGCCUGGCCCGCGCCGUCUACUCCGACCGCGAGAUCUACCUGCUGGAUGACCCACUGUCGGCCGUGGACGCCCGUGUGGGGAAGCAGGUCUUCGAGGAGCGCAUUAAGGAGACCCUCCGGGGGAAGACUGUCGCCCUGGUGCCCCACCAGCUGCAGGUGACCGCCCGGCUGGAAAAUCAGCUCACGAAGAAGGAGAAGAGCGAAGAAGGGUCACUGAGAUGGCGCGUCUGCCACCACCCACCACGUUACAUGGUCUCUACCAUGUCUUUCCUUCUCAUGCUGAUUUUCAUCGUCUUUAUCCUCUUCGACUUCUGGUGGCUGAGCUGUUGGCUGGAGCAGGGCUCGGGGGCCAUCAGCAGCCAGGAAAGCAACAAAUCCUCCGCAGACCGAGGCGACAUACUGGGCAACCCCCAGCUGCUCUUGUCUGAGCCGGUGUACGGCCUCGGCACCCUGUGCACGAUCCUCACUGGGGUGUGCUCCUCGGGGGUGGUCACCAAGAUCACGAGGAGAGCAUCCUCCGUCCUUCACAACAAGCUCUACGGCAAGGUCUCCUGCUGCCCCAUGAGCUUCUUCGACACGACCCCCACAGGCCGACUCCUGAACUGCUUCGCGGGGAACCUGGAUCGGCUGGACCAGCUCCUGCGGGUCGUGAUGGAGGAGUUUCUGCUGCUGUCCCUGGGGGUCGUCCUCAACCUGCUGAUGGCCGCCGUGCUAUCUCUGUACAUCUUGCUCGUAGGGGUCCUCAUGGCCAUCCUGUGCAUCACGUACUAUGUGAAUUUCAAGAGGGCCAUCGACGUGUUCAAGAGCCUGGAGGUCUAUCACCGGUCACCUCCGGUCUCGCACAUCCUCACCUCGCUGCGCGGCCUCAGCUCCACCCCCGUCUACGGAAAAACGGAAGAUUCUGUGAAGGAGUUUGAAGAGCCGAUCGACGUACAGAGCAGCUACCUGCUGAUGCUCCUGUCGUCCACGCGAUGGGUGGCACUGAGGCUGGAGCUCGUGACCAACGUGGUGACCUUGGUCGUGGCCUUGUUCGUGACUUUCGGCACUUCCUCGGUCCCCUAUUCCUAUAAAGCCAUGGUUAUCAACUUAAUUCUGCAGCUGGCGGGCAACCUCCAGGCCACCGCCUGGAUGUGCUUGGAGGUGGAGGCGCACUUCACCGCGGCAGAGAGGAUUCUGCAGUACAUGCAGUUGUGUGCUCCUGAGGCUCCUUUACACAUAGAAGGCAACGGCUGUCCCCACGGGUGGCCGCAGCAUGGGGACAUCACGCUCCAGGAUUAUCAGAUGAGACACAGAGAGAACACACCCUUCAUUCUCCGGGGCAUCGGCCCGACGAUCCGCGGCCGGGAAGUGGUGGGCAUCGUGGGAAGGACGGGCUCCGGGAAGUCCUCCUUGGCGGUGGCGCUGUACCGCCUGGUGGAGCCCACGGCGGGCCGGAUUCUCAUCGACGGCGUGGACAUCUGUAGCAUCGGCCUGGAGGACCUGCGGUCCAAGUUCUCCAUCAUCCCUCAAGAUCCUAUCCUGCUCUCAGGAACCAUCAGGUUCAACCUGGACCCUUUCGACUGCCACACGGAUGAGCAGACCUGGGAGGCCUUGGAGAAGACUUUCCUGAGCAGCACGAUCUCAAAGUUGCCCCAGCAGCUGCGGGCAAAAGUGGUGGCAAAUGGGGCGGACUUCUCCGUGGGGGAGAGGCAGCUGCUCUGCAUCGCUCGAGUGAUCCUUCAGAAGCCCGAGAUCAUCAUCAUCGAUGAAGCCACGGCCUCCAUCGACAUGGAGACCGACAGGCUCAUCCAGUACACGAUCCGCGAGGCCUUCUGGGGCUGCACGGUGCUGGUCAUCGCCCACCGCGUCACCACCAUCCUCAGCUGUGACUGCAUCCUGGUCCUGAGUAGCGGGAAGGUCGUCGAGUUUGACAGGCCCGAGGUCCUGCAGAAGCAGCCCGGGUCAGUGUUUGCGUCCCUGCUGGCCGCGGCCCGUUCAGUGGGCUGAGGAUCCGCCCGGAGGCUGGCAGCUGGGCACGCCGGCCCCACCAAGCGCUCGGCUGCGAGGCCUGUGGUCUGUGACCUUCUGGCCUAAAAAUGGCUACUUCUCCCGAAAGCAGGGCUGGAAUGGGCUGAGGUGUGGGUGCCGGUGACGGGAUGGAAGCAGAAGUUGACGGAGCCCCUCUGUAGCUCCCCAAACCUGAGAGCCCCGGCAUCG
Messenger RNA from Pteropus alecto (black flying fox), 2547 nucleotides. It is a transcript of the gene ABCC11, whose product is annotated as ATP binding cassette subfamily C member 11. The transcript is spliced from 16 exons. Bases 106 to 2337 code for a protein of 743 amino acids. Gene Ontology annotation, molecular function: ABC-type transporter activity; ATP hydrolysis activity; ATP binding. Lineage: Eukaryota; Metazoa; Chordata; Mammalia; Chiroptera; Pteropodidae. Gene Ontology annotation, biological process: transmembrane transport. Gene Ontology annotation, cellular component: membrane. The record is from RefSeq and is a predicted model, not a curated record.